Molecule: messenger RNA, 854 nt
Organism: Mangifera indica (mango)
Lineage: Eukaryota; Viridiplantae; Streptophyta; Magnoliopsida; Sapindales; Anacardiaceae
Exons: 2
Coding region: 148-612 (154 amino acids)
Source: RefSeq, a predicted model, not a curated record
AUAUUAUUAUGUAUUCAGCAUAAACAUAGAAAAAUAUUUGCAAAAUCAAUUAAAUUUUUUCAUCAUCACAAAUAUAAAAGAAAUCAACUUUGGGGAUAAAAAAUCCAGCACUACACAGGUUGGAGAGAUAUUUGGAAGCUGCCAAAAAUGGCGACCCUCCUCAUCCCCAAUUCACUCUUUUCCCUACCUUUGUCUCUUCCUACCACACCCUCACGUGCCUACUUCAGGCCUUCCCGCUUGCCAGUGUAUCCGGGUCUCGGCUUUCGUUUCUCCCCUAAAACCAGAGGCCUAACGGUGGUGACACGUGCAGGGCCCAGCACUAGCAGCUACGUCUUCGCUUUCCUUCUCCCUCUCUCCCUCCUUGCUGGCACUGUCUUUACUUCGCUUCGAAUCGCCGAUAGACUUGACCAAAAGUUCCUUGAAGAGCUUAUACUUAAUGAAGCAAUGAGGGAGGCGGAAGAAGAGGAUGAUGACAAUGAUGAUGAGGGAGAUGAUGAGGGCAAGGAUUUUGACGGCAGUGACAGCAAAAAGGAUGAAGUGAAAAUAUUUGCAGAGAAGAUACAGGAACCCGUGCUUCCACACACUCGAAAUCGUCCCAAAAGGGAAGUGUAAGCUUCAUUGAUACUUGCAUCUCCUUCUUGGAGUUCUUGUUUAUAGCAUCAAAUUCGUUGAGUGUCUGGUUUCAGUUUUAGUAAUUGGUUGAUGUGAAAAUACGGAUUUUGUUCUAGCUAGAUGGCUAUCUGGAAGGUUUUGUAUACUUAUUCAAGUUGGUAAAACUGUAACAAAAGAGUGAUACGGUUGUUGUAGAGCACCAUAUUUGUUGGAAUUGAUAACAGUAACUUUUGGUUUUCUAA